GUUUACUCGUACGUACAGGGCUGCAUUUGGUAAGGAGGCCAGCCAAACAUCAGACCGCCACUCAACAGUCUUUCCAAUGACAUAUCCUCCGAAACGAAACACAUUCGCUCUUUACAAAAUAUUACACUGAUUCGCAUACACAUACACACUCGUGCCUGGAAGCGCCACAACAUGAUAUCUCAUUGAACAAGCUACACUCAUUAAGCCGUGACGACAUCUCCCUCGCGGCGCCACCCCCCCGAGACACGAUGGAUACGACGAAGCAACAGCAGGCUUCUAGCUCGAAGUUAGCUGCAUCCCCUACGAUACUGAGUGCGAACGAUAUGCCUCCCGCAAUUCCGGAGGCCACACCAGCGCCAGGAGAGGAGUCGUCAAUGUUGCCCCCUCCUGUACCUGAGCCGAGGAGCAGGCCACUAUCAUUAGUAUCAAAGAAGAACAAUCGGUUAUCAAUUAGCUUUCCAGUGCAACCAUCCGAGACAAUGUCCCCUGGGAGACAGACACCAACUCAAAACUCCGCAUUUCCAUCACCCCUCGUUGCCAAUCAAUCGGCAUUACCGUCACCGCAAGAUUCAGCAGGCUUUAUGCAAGCUUUAGCUGGACAAGAGCGAAAGGUCUUCGAGCUUCGAGAAGAACUGAACCGGGCGGAAGUGGAGCUUAAGAAGCUUAAAACACAAUGGGCAAUUCACGAAGCAGAUAAGAAGAGGGCAGAAAUUAGACUGGUGCGGAGGCUGGAGCCGAUGCAACUAGAGGACACAAUCCAGGGCCAAGCCACUCCAUUAGGCGAUGAAGAUAUUGCUAGAAGGAGUGCUGAACUUGAUCGCCGAAAGGCAAUUCUUGCGGCAAACGUCACCAAAGUGUCGCGGAGGAAAAUAAUCACGGGUGGCCAUACUCGUGCGCUAUCGUUAUUAUCUCCAGACAGGUCUCCGAAUGGACAGUACCCAAGUUUCGAUACCGUGGAGAGGAGUAGGGAUAGUUUUGACGUUGGCCCCGGUCUUCCUGCGAUACCCAGGAAGUUGACGAUGCCGGAUACCAGCCAAGGCCUUUCUAGGGUCACUUCAGAUAGAGCAAGGCAUUCUUACCAGGGCAGUACGACUAUUGGCGUUAAGCAAAUUGCGGAGGAUCUAAAGGCAGGUUUAUGGACGUUUAUGGAGGACUUGAGACAGGCAACUGUCGGCGAAGAUGCCCUCGAGCGAUCUCCCAUAGGUGAUGCAGAGGAUCCUAGAACAGUCGCAGGUACCGGGGGAACGAAAAAGGCCAACCAUGGUCUGAUAACAAAGAAGUCCACCAGCAGAGACCGUGGGACAGCCUCAACAUCGAAGUCAGUUCCAGUAUCGAGGGCAAAGAAUACUGGCCAGCAGUCACUAUUACAGACGCAACCUGCCCAGCCGUCGACUCCGCCGCCGAAUAAAACGACCAUGUCUACCUCGACAGUCGACGAUGAUUGGUCAAAUUGGGACUCCCCUUCUUCAAAGGACGCUUCACCUCGGUGGAGCAAUAGUACCAUGCCAUCGUCGGAUGACGCUAGCGAGGCAGGGAAACCAUGGUGAGAAGAACUUAAACGCUCCAACGACCUAUUGUGAGAUUUUUACUUACAUGUUUCAAGCGCCGAGUCUAGUGAGCUAAAACAAUCUCUGAUAACCGACACGCCUCCUGUGGAAGAAGAAUCUCCGUGGGCGGCAUUUAAUAAUUUUACUCCUGUGAAUUUGAAGCGCACAGCAUCGAAUUUUAUUAGAGAGUUUGAAAAUAGUCUUACGCCUCCGCCACAGUCACCAAGCAACGGCCGUGAUAACUCCGAGAUGCAGUUGUCGAAGGACAAAAUCAUCUCUGACAACGAGGCACGACUCCUACUGAACAACCUGCCUUAAAUGGCUAGAUGUAUAUAAUGCGCUUUACGAACUUAUUGAUGCUGGAUGCGGACGCUUAUUGACGCUGGGUCUGUACGAUUACUGAUACUGGAUAUCGACGAUUUUUGAUGGUAGAAGCUUAUUUAGAUUCUAUACUCGUGCUUCUUAAAUCUCUUGAAGAGUGGCAGUGCGUACGAGAAUAUCAAUUUUGGAUAUAG
Messenger RNA from Pseudogymnoascus verrucosus, 2062 nucleotides. RefSeq lists its product as uncharacterized. The transcript has a single exon. The record is from RefSeq and is a predicted model, not a curated record. NCBI's taxonomy places the organism in Eukaryota, Fungi, Ascomycota, Leotiomycetes, Thelebolales, Thelebolaceae. The coding region runs from base 249 to 1547 and encodes 432 amino acids.